CCAAUUUAGCAGUGCCAAUGUCCCCCGAUGACGUGCCUCAGCCCUUGCCCUUACAUGCUGGGGACUGGGGCAGGGAGGUCGAUGUGCGCCCGAUAUCACCGCCGGCUGGGCGAGCGGAUAGCCGACCUCGGGACCCCUUGGCGGAAAUCGCCGGCCAUCAUUUCUUCAGUGGCCGUCGCAUCUUUGAACAAAGCUGUCCUAGCGGGAGAACGGCACCCAGCGGAUGUAAUCGGGCAGCCCCAAGGGCGCAAAUACGAAAUAGAUUGGCAGUGUAUUUAUAACUGAGGUGGUCCUGCCGUCACUCACCCUAUUAAUGGGUGGUAACAUUAGAACCGAGUGAUGCCAGCCGCGCAGUAAUAAAACCCGCGAGUUCUUGGAACACAGCGUAGGCAGCCUUGUCCGGGGAUUUGACCGAUAGGAAAUGUCUAUAUUCGGCCGACCGACCUUCUCCUCUGCCGGCUAUGCGGCCUUCCGGCCGUCGUACCCUGUCACGCUGUUCAACAGGGUGCUGGCUUUCCACAACGCCGGCGUCUCGUCGCCAAAAAGUGGUGGCGCUCUGCUGGACCUCGGAUGCGGGCACGGCCUGAUCGCGCGGGCUCUCGCGCCCUCCUUCGCAUCCGUCGUCGCCCUCGACCCGUCGGCCGGCAUGGUCGAGCAGGCACGCAAGCUGACAUCCGACCCCAAGAUCACGAUCCGGCAGGGCAAGGCAGAAGACCUCUCGUUCCUGCCCGACGGCUCGGUCGACUGCGUCGUGGCCGGCCAAGCGGCGCACUGGUUCGACUACAGCAAGGCGUGGCCGGAGCUCGCGCGCGUCGUCAAGCGCGGCGGCACGCUCGCCUUCUGGGGCUACAAGGACCACGCAAUCGUUAGCCGGCCCGAGACCACGGCCAUCUUCAGCAAAUUCAUCUACGGCGAGGAGGAGGCGGGGCCCAUGCCAAACGGCGUGGAGAGCAUGGCGCGCUUCUGGGAGCUGCCGGGGCGCGACAUCUUGCGCGACUCGUACCGCAACAUAAACCCCCCGGGGACAGACUGGGAGGCGGUGACGCGCAUCGCUUGGGACCCGGACCGGAAAACAUGCGACAUCAGCUCGGUGCCGGCGGAGGCGCUCUGGCAGCGCAAGACUCUCAAGCUCGGGGAGCUCGAGGGCUACGUGCGGACCUUCAGCGCCUUCAGCGGCUGGCAGAGUGCAUAUCCGGACAAGAAGAGCAGGGCCGAGGGCGGCGAGGGAGAUGUGAUUGACCUGCUGUUUGAUGAGGUCGUGGCAGCCGUGCCAGAGUGGAGGGCGAGCGAUGAAUGGAAGGAAGUCAAAGUCGACACUGUCUGGGGGACUGUCAUCUUGAUGGCCAAGAGACUCUGAGAUAGCUAAGAUGCAGCGGUUCGAAGCCCGAGAACCAGGUUCAAGGGCCCUGAAGAAUGGAAAUGUUCAGUGUCUGUUGUUGUAAGAUCAAUGCAUGGAUUGUAUUAAUCCGAAUCUCCCCGUACUGUAUGAACUUCACAUUGAAAUGUUGAAAGAAAGUCCUUCCUCGAUUCUCUUACAAACAAAACCGACACGUGGCCCCUAAUUAAAUAAAGAUGAAUUGACGAUCAGGAGCUUCUCUUGAGGACAGGGCAUCGCAAGGCGGGGCAGCAAUCAAAAGUGCUGAGAUCGUGCAGCGCAAACAGGACGCGGCAUCUCCCUCGCGGUUGCCCCGUGAAACGGGCCUAGGCGCAUUUAGGCACAGGCCCAGUCAAUCCCCAUCACGGCUGAGACUGCAAAGCCUGGACGAUCCAAAGAAAAACA
This is a messenger RNA of Lasiosphaeria miniovina, 1780 nucleotides long. Its product is annotated as methyltransferase-like protein. The record is from RefSeq and is a predicted model, not a curated record. NCBI's taxonomy places the organism in Eukaryota, Fungi, Ascomycota, Sordariomycetes, Sordariales, Lasiosphaeriaceae. Bases 422 to 1357 code for a protein of 311 amino acids. Gene Ontology annotation, molecular function: S-adenosylmethionine-dependent methyltransferase activity. The transcript has 2 exons.